Molecule: messenger RNA, 2491 nt
Organism: Papilio polytes (common Mormon)
Lineage: Eukaryota; Metazoa; Arthropoda; Insecta; Lepidoptera; Papilionidae
Gene: Rap1
Product: ras-like protein 3
Exons: 1
Coding region: 160-717 (185 amino acids)
Biological process (GO): negative regulation of synaptic vesicle exocytosis; cellular response to cAMP; Rap protein signal transduction
Cellular component (GO): plasma membrane
Molecular function (GO): GTPase activity; GTP binding; GDP binding
Source: RefSeq, a predicted model, not a curated record
GCAAUUUUAAUAAAGUGAGACAUCGCCCUGCUAAAACGGUGUCAUGGCGGUUUGACUUGGUUAAAGGUUUUUUUGCAAUAACUUACUAGUUAAUGUGCUUCUUAGCGAUUUGAUAUUUGAUUUAAGUGAAUAAAGUCACGUGUAACUAAAUAGUUAAUAAUGCGUGAAUAUAAAAUAGUUGUGUUGGGCAGUGGAGGCGUGGGAAAGUCUGCCCUGACAGUACAAUUCGUACAAGGCAUCUUUGUGGAGAAAUACGACCCAACCAUAGAGGACAGCUAUCGGAAACAAGUGGAAGUGGAUGGGCAACAAUGCAUGCUGGAGAUCCUCGAUACGGCCGGCACGGAGCAAUUCACAGCAAUGAGAGAUUUAUAUAUGAAGAAUGGACAAGGUUUCGUAUUAGUUUACUCCAUCACAGCACAGUCGACGUUUAACGACUUGCAGGAUCUCCGGGAGCAAAUCCUGCGGGUGAAAGACAAAGACGAUGUGCCAAUGGUCCUGGUGGGCAACAAGUGCGAUCUAGAGGCCGAGCGCGUGGUGGGCAAGCAGCAGGGGUCCAACCUCGCCAACCACUUCAACUGCGCCUUCAUGGAGACCUCCGCUAAGGCCAAAGUCAAUGUAAACGAUGUGUUUUACGACCUGGUCCGACAGAUCAACAAGAAGUCGCCUAAAGAGGACAAGAAACCACAAAAAAAGCCUAUCAAAUGUAUCUUCAUGUAACUGAAGAAGACCAUAUUGCGUCUAGGUAUAGAAUAUUUAAUAAUUUGAAAGACUUCUCGUACCCGGAUUUGGCUGUCAGUUCCAAAAGUUUACUAAAUCGGGUGAGCAUUGUUGCUUGUCAAAUGUCUUUAGAGUUUUGUGGAUGCGCAUUUGUUGAGCUCCAAUUUCCAGCGCCGCGGCGCAGGUGAAAGGUGCACAGGCAACAUGGGUCUGCAUUUAUUCCUGUUCUCUAAAAAUAUGAUAUCAUUGGUGCAUUAAUUUGGUUAUUUUGAGAAUAGACUCAUUGUCUCUGUGCAUCAUUCACUAUAAAAGAAUUCCAAUUGUAUUGUGUGGAUGACAUUGGGUUCAGAAGUUCACCGCUAAAAUUAUCCAGCAAUUGGAGUUAACUAUGUUAAGUAUACUAUGUGAGAACCCUCCGUUCUGUUAUUAUUUCAAGAAUUAUAAUACAAGAAUAUAUACAUUACUUUGAAUUCAAGAUAGCUAAUAUUACAAACUGCUGUUUAUAGUGUAUUUAGAUGUAUAAGUUUUGUUUCAAAGGGCAAUGCUGAAUGCAGACAGCUUCUUGUCAAUUAGGUUAAACAGGAAAAUGUAGUCCUUAAAAUUAUAUGAUUUAUCACAUUGCUAUUGAGUUGAAUGUAUUAAUUCCUAGCUAUAAAUGCCACCUGCUACAAUAUAGAGGUUGUAAAUAGUGAGUGCUCAAAUUAACUUUUAAUUAAAAACAUUCUUUGCUUCUAAAAUAACUUGCUUUUCAAUUUUUAAAACAAUGCCUUUGUUUGUAAUUGAAUAUUUAUGCAUUUACAUUUUAUGACCAACCGGUUCAUAUAUUACAAACAAGAUCUGUUUUUUGCACUCAUUUUUGCAUUCCUUUGUGUUCAGUUGACAGAAUGAGUUGUAUGAAGUCAAGUGCCUUUCCAUAAAGAUGUGUGUACACAUGUAUAGAUAUAUUAUGUUUCUGCAUCAAUUGUUUUGCUUUAUAGGUUAUCUUUGGGCCAGCAUUGUCAUAAAUUUUAGCAACAGAUUUAAUUGUUUGCCUUAUUUAACAUAGCCCCGCUGUCUGCAGUUAGCAAGCGAUUUAGGUAUAAUUAUUGUAAUAUUUUCAAACUUCUGAACUGUUAGUAUGAGAGAUGGAUAGUGCAGGUUCCGGUAGGCCUGAACCAUUGUAUAAUGUUUAAAUAAGUAAGAAUACAUUAAAUUUUUCAGAUAUAUUGUCUUGUUAUAUAAUUCAAAUGUAUCGAAGUUGGUAUUAGCAUACCACUUAGGUUUCGGUAAGUUUGAACAAAUAUUAGUGAGCCUUAGGUGAGUGCACCCACCCAGUGUAGUGUCUCCGAUGCCCAGUGGCUCGCCUCGGGUUGUACACUACGUGCCACAGACUCUUAACCCCUAAGUAUUAAUAAAAAAUCUAAAAAAAAAUUAUCGUUAUUGUAAAUGGAUUAAAGUUUUAUGAUUAACUGGCUCAUUUUUAAUGUAAAUUUACAUCAAAUGUUUUGCUGCUAUGAAUAAUUUGUUAAAUGAAAAAAUAAUUAUAAAUAUAGAUGUUCCAAUAUUGUUAUGGGAUUAGAUGUUUCCUCCGUAUUGAUUUCUGUUAACUUGUAAGAUCGCUGCACAAGGAUAUUGGUAGUAACUUGAUCUGAGUUCAAUUAUAUUUUUUAAAUAUAUAUCAAUCAAAUUAUGAACUCUUGUAUAUUUUUAUCUUUUCAAUCAAUAAUCGACAUGUACAAUAACUAUUUUUUCUUCUUUUUUUGCAAAUUUAUCAAUAAAACCAAUUUUAAAUAUU